GCGGCGGCGGUGGCGGCGGCGGCGGCGGCGGGCGGAGCUGAGGGCAGCGGACUUGGGGCGAAGCUGGGCCGUCGUCGUCCACCGAGCACAGCUUGUAGGUUGAUUGGAAUAAGAGAUCUGACCUGGUUGGCCCACCUGGACCUCUCUCCGAGGAAAAUUCGUGUUCUUGCUAAGAGGAGUGAGUGAGCCAGAUCAAGAUGAAUGCUAUGCUGGAGACCCCCGAGCUCCCGGCCGUGUUUGACGGGGUGAAGCUGGCUGCUGUGGCCGCCGUGCUGUAUGUGAUCGUCCGCUGUUUGAACCUGAAGAGCCCCACCGCUCCACCUGACCUCUACUUCCAGGACUCAGGGCUCUCGAGGUUUCUGCUCAAGUCUUGUCCUCUUCUUACCAAAGAAUACAUCCCACCAUUGAUCUGGGGGAAGAGUGGACACAUCCAGACAGCCUUGUAUGGGAAGAUGGGAAGGGUGAGGUCACCACACCCGUAUGGACACCGGAAGUUCAUCACCAUGUCUGAUGGAGCCACGUCUACAUUCGACCUCUUUGAGCCCUUGGCUGAGCACUGUAUUGGAGAUGACGUCACCAUGGUCAUCUGCCCUGGAAUCGCCAAUCACAGCGAGAAGCAGUACAUCCGCACCUUCGUGGACUAUGCCCAGAAAAACGGCUAUCGGUGUGCAGUGCUCAACCACCUGGGUGCCCUCCCCAACAUCGAGCUGACCUCGCCACGCAUGUUCACCUACGGCUGCACGUGGGAGUUCGGCGCCAUGGUGAACUACAUCAGGAAGACGUAUCCUCUCACCCAGCUCGUCGUCGUGGGCUUCAGCCUGGGGGGGAACAUCGUGUGCAAAUACUUGGGGGAGACCCAGGCGAACCAAGAGAAGGUUCUGUGCUGCGUCAGCGUAUGCCAGGGGUACAGCGCGCUGAGGGCCCAGGAGACCUUCAUGCAGUGGGACCAGUGCCGGCGCUUCUACAACUUCCUCAUGGCCGACAACAUGAAGAAGAUCAUCCUGUCACACAGACAAGCUCUUUUUGGAGACCACGUGAAGAAACCCCAGAGCCUGGAGGACACAGACUUGAGCCGGCUCUACACGGCCACGUCCCUGACGCAGAUCGAUGACAACGUGAUGAGGAAGUUCCAUGGCUACAACUCCCUGAAGGAGUAUUAUGAGGAGGAGAGCUGCAUGAGGUACCUGCACAGGAUUUAUGUGCCUCUCAUGCUGGUGAAUGCAGCUGAUGACCCGCUGGUGCAUGAAAGCCUUCUAACCAUCCCCAAGUCUCUUUCAGAGAAGCGGGAGAACGUCUUGUUUGUGCUGCCUCUGCAUGGGGGCCACCUGGGCUUCUUCGAGGGGUCCGUGCUGUUCCCCGAGCCCCUGACGUGGAUGGACAAGCUGGUGGUGGAGUACGCCGAUGCCAUUUGCCAGUGGGAACGGAACAAGUCCCAGUGCUCCGACACGGAGCAGGUGGAGGCCGAGCAGGAGUGAGGCCGCUGGACUCCCGGCGACUCCAGCCCUCCGGAAGCCGCGUCCUUCCCCGCUGUCUCAGUGAACCGGAUCGGACCUCACACCGUCAGCCGACAGGACCAUCCACCCGCAUACCUGGGUCAAGUAGGCGGCUCUCCCUGGGGCUGCAGGUUAUUUUUGUGCUUAGUUACUGGCUUUCCCCAUCCAGUUUGUUAGCCAUGGGGACAAGCGACCUGGCACGCCUCCUGUCGAAUCUCAGCGUCCGACCUCUUGUUAGCCAGUCACAUCUAGUUUCCCUAUUAAACACGUGUCUGAACUGCAGCUUUGCUUUGCCCAUCGGAAGGCUUUUCCCUGACCACGUGUCACCUUGUGACCACUGUGCGUGACCACUGUGCACCGCCAAGCCAGGCCGGUGCCCACAGCACAGCUCAGCUUGGGAGCCCAAGGACCUGGCCUCCAGGGCUCAGAGUUCUGUCUCUUACCUGGCAAAGGAAAGGGCCCCGGGGUGGAGCUCAGGGGUGGGGCUUUGCCAGGCAGGCUCCAGGCCCUGGGUUCCAUCCCCAGCACGGCAGAUUAAAACCCAUUCCCGCCCGUUGUUAGCCAGCUUUCUCCCUCACCUGCAAGCCGGUUUCUCAGUCCUGGCUUACUGCUGCAGAGGGUCGCACGGGGCACUUUUUACAAAUUUGGCCUCCCAGGCCCCUCCCCUCAGAGAGGCUGAUUGAGUGGGGGGAUGGGAGGAGUCUGGGGAUUUUAAUUUUUAACAAGUGCCCCAGGGGACUCUCAUCACCAGGCAGAGAUUGGGGACCGGAUUCUCCAGCGCCUUCUCAAUCAGGAGCCAUGGGUGGCUCAUUUUGUUGAACUCCUAUAACCAAGUGUCUCUUUCCCACCCAGGACCCUAGCUGGUCUUGGAUUACAUGGUGACUUUCUCCCAUAGCCCUGGGUGUGAGCGAUCGUGUGGGCUGAACCCUGGCUCUACUACUUCUCAGUGAUGAAACCGGGGGGCUUCACCAGGGUGACCACCAGUUCUGAAGUCCGGUGACAGAGUCACAGUGCUGACGCUCGGGCGAGCACCCCCACCCCUCCAGUCCAGCCCGGGGCUAGCUCCCAUCUAAGCAUGUAAAUGUCCUCAUGUGUCUUUCUCUUCUCGCUCCUCCCCCCGUCCAUGUAAAGAGAUUUGUGGGGGAGGAGGAGCUUUAAAGCACUCAGUUGUAAUUUUUAGUUUUUGAACCCAGGCCCCUCUACCUCUGGCUUUUUGAUACCAAACAAUUCAAAAGCCGGAUCUGAGUUUGAAGAAAGAUUGUAUCCGACCUACAAGGCGGGUGUUGAUUGCAAGCAGCUUUCAUGGACUAGCUCCUGGGUGUUGCCUGCCCAGGCACCUCUGUGACACCUUUGUCUCUUGAGGCGGACACGUCACUGUAGGAUUCAAGAGCUCCUGCCUGCAGCCCUGCAGCUCUUGAGAAGCUAAGAGCCUAGUGCUGUGAAAGCCAGCAGCGGCUGCCUGGAACUGGACAGAACUGUGAGGGAAGUCAGCUGGACACCGUAACAAGAUGCUCGUUGGGCUGGAGGACAGACUGGAAUGUCGGGAGUGGGUCUGCGCAUGCGUCUCAGCAGUGACUGGAGCCACCGGAACACCUGGUCUUGGCCGCUGGCAGCUUGACCUCAGGCCCUGGCCGUGGCUGUGACUUCCAUAACCUGAGUUGUUUUCUGACAAUCACCAGGUCACCCUAAGUAACACGAGACACAGCCAUUGGCUCAGAAGAUUCCCUUUCUGGGCUCUCAACUCUGCCAUGGUCUCCUUUUUCAUGUUCACCAGAUCCCUGCAUUUUGCUUUUCCCCCAAGUCAUCAUUUCUCCAAUGCAUUUUUUAUGUUCUUUUAGCACAAAAUAGCACUUUAUUACCUACCCCUUCAUUUGGAAGCCAGUCCCUCUCCUCUGACUCUUUCCUCUCUCCGACCACACUAAAAGAUUCAGACUGCACUUGCUUUCAUUCCUCCAGAUUUUUUGUGAAAAUAGGUGAACCAAGCAAUAAUUCAGCAGAUUCGAAUCCCGUUUCAUCCGCCUGGGGCCCCAUCGCCACCUACUGACAGGGAGCGGUCCAGCAGCGCCCCCUUCUGGGGAAGAGUCCCAUUGCCUGCUGGCAGCGCUGAUGGGGGUGCAGUGUCCUUGCCCCCCAGGGGUAUGGACUUUGCCACUGCACAGCCGGAACCCCCAGCCCCCCGGAGGGAGGACGCGUCCCAGCUGGAAUCUCAAUGUGUGACUGAAUGGCACUCACAUUCCAUUUUGGUUCACAUGAAACGAACUGAGGCCCUUUCUUCAUUCAGGCCCCAGACCCACAGGCCUGGGAACGAGCUGAGACUGAGGCUGUCUUUCAGGCAGUCUCUUUGCCCAGGGCACAGAGCUCCCAGUGCAGGGUGAGCCUGGAGCGCCACUUCCUCAUGGCCACGUGACUGCUCUUCUUCCUAUUGAGGUCCUGUCUGGCCUAAAACAAGACUGGGUUUCUAGAGUGCUGGAACAUUCUUCUUUAAAAUCAAAGGAACCAUGUUAAAAGCCAAAGGGGAGAUGGACCCACAUUUCCCCAGUUGUCCCCCUCCCCCCCAAUUUGGAGAUGCUGAUUCCAGUCACAUCAGGACUGUCGGACUCAAGAACAACUGGCCUCUCUCCGAAGCAGUGAUGUAAGAAGGGAGGUUUGCAGACUUGGGGAAGAUCCGUGGUCUUGGUGGGUUUGGGCGAAUUUGUACCAACAGCCCUCACGCGGAGCAGAGAUGGCAGGCUGCGGCUACUGUGAUCCGUAAGCUCCGUUUGCUUUCCUGACGUGGUGUCCGGGAGGUCUGGCUGCUCCCCUGUGUCGCUAGUCACCUUAGUGAUGACUGGUCCCUCCAACUCCUCCCAGCUCAUCGCUAAGACGGCUCCAUCCUCCUCGGCAUCCUGUGCCGGCCAUGGCCCUGGCCUCCCCAGAGCGGCAGGUGGACGCAGCUGGGCCACAGCCCCGGGCUGGAUCGUCUCCGGGGGGCCCUUGGAGAGGGAGUUGUGCAUUCAGCCUUUCCUCAUUAGAGCCCUGGACCCCGUCCAAGGCCCCAUCUUUGGCUUCUUUUUCCAAGUCUGUCACCUGUGUCCUUGGGUGGUCUCGUGACCAUGGCAGGUGCUGGCCACUGAGAUGAGAGACAGAUGCCAUCUUGCCGCGUCACCCGUCAGAAAGCGCUUCCUGCUCAGCCUUUCAUUCCCAGACCAUCUUGGCCGCGCUGAACUCUGGAUCGCCGAGCUUGUCCGAGGCCUGGCGUCUGGAUGAGAGCUGCCUUUGUGUCUGGGUGAUCUGAGAUGGGUUUUAGACUUCCGGGGAAACCGCGGGGUGUGUGUUCUUGUGUGUGUCUGCCAGCAGCAGGUGUCGGAGAUGUGAGCGGCCUUUCUGUUCCCGUGGUCUCGAUCUUGAUGUAGCGCUAAGGACCCCUGACAGCCCGUGCUGCUGAAGGAAGCCCGCGGACGGGAGGGCUGGCAGGGAAAGCGUUCCAUUGCAGCGUCCAGCCCAGCGUCACCCAGAAUUGUCAUCCUUGCCACGAAGCCUUAACUUGCUUUGGAAGCCCCCCUGGCAUUACAGCAACAUCGUGAACGAGGCUCAAACCCACAGCCAGACCAGGACAUCCUACAGCGGACGGGAAGGGUCCUUGUCACGUGACACCCCCACCUCCCAGGCCUAAAUAAUCCCAGAGAGCCAGAGCAAGGCCCAAACGCCUCAGCUGUGGCUCCUCCAUCAUCUUGGCCUUACUUUCGUUCAAAGCCACGUUGCAUUGCUCAGAUGCUUCCAAAAGCCAUGAAAACUGGCCUGGCCGUGGCAUUUAAGGGUCAAGUGACUGCAGGCAAGUUAUCUGUUCCCUAAGCGGAGGGAAGCACCCCCUCCCCCUUAAAAGUUGGAAUUGCUUUCGCCAAGUUGUACUUUUAGCUGAGAGAAGGGGAACUGCCCUCCCCUCCCCGCCCCCUCCCCGCCCCCCGCAGGCAGCAGGAGUCAGAUACCAUCCAGAGCGAGGGGGUCUUCGACGGCCCCCCUGGGGUGGCUGCAACCCCCCUCCCCCCACAAUCACGGCCCCGCCCCGGGCAGUGAGACACAGUUCAACCCUACAGCCCUUCCCAGACGCGCACACAGGGGCAGCUGCCCCUUUGGAAGUUCAGGCUUUUCCUAGCAUGCGUCUUCGGGUGUCCCUCGAUGAGCAAGCUGAAGUUGGUUUCUUUGUGGAGGACCAAGUCUGCCAUCCUGAGAUUCGGGAGGUCUUCAGCUGUUAGCCCGACGCCUCGCAAUCCGUCAUGAAAUCCAUAACCCAGCUUCUCUCCCUUCCGGUCCCCACUGGCCCAGAAACCCACUGUUGCCAUCAUUGAGGAAGUCCACUGCUGGUCCCUGGCCUCGGGCAGUCGCCUCCCACGUAGGACCCCCUUGUUCCCUGUGCCAGCCUUCUUUUCCCCCUGGCUGUCCUGGGGUGGGGGUGGAGGUCAGGAGUUAGAGUGUGUCUGCUUGCCAUGUUUCUUUGGGUCUUUCUUUUGCUAAAGCACAAAUCCACCCCAGUUCCAGGCCGGCUGGGUCUGCCCCACCGCGAAGGGGCCGCCUGCACCUCACCUUUCACCUGCCGCUGGCUGCUGCAGCUGCCCCAGCGCCACUAAGGGCCGAAGGACGGAGGGAGGGAUGGCCGGAAGGGUUCACAUCGCUCCUUUUCCACAUGAGACCCCCAUAGGUUGGCGGAGCUGUGUGCAGAUUGAUGUUAGAAGCAUCAAUCUCACAUUCCUGAUUCUGGGUUGGGUUUGGUUUUGUCCUCUUGUGCUUUUCCGAAAUCGCCGAUGCUACCCUGAAAACAAACUGUGUUGAGUUCUCGUUCCAAAAGUCCCUGUGCGGCUGGAUCUUUGGGGCAGGGGUGUUGUGGAAGACAGGAUCCUUCAGGGCGGAGGCAUUUAAGGUUUGCAACUAGCAAUGCAAUUUUUUCUAAACAUGAGGAUAUUUACCUUUAUUAAGAAAUUGUACUAAACAGUCGUGUCCUUGGUUGUUUUACGUUCUCAUGUUACUUUUGAUUCUACUUUGAUUCUGUGUGGUGGUAAAAAAAAAAUCAUUACAAACAAAAACUGUAAUUUCUUAUCUUUGAUUCAAUGGGAUUUCUUUACUUAAAAAAAUAAAGACUAAAAACAUAA
Dipodomys spectabilis (banner-tailed kangaroo rat) is the source of this 6616-nucleotide messenger RNA. RefSeq names its product abhydrolase domain containing 2, acylglycerol lipase (gene Abhd2). The transcript is spliced from 11 exons. Gene Ontology annotation, biological process: medium-chain fatty acid catabolic process; sperm capacitation; medium-chain fatty acid biosynthetic process. Lineage: Eukaryota; Metazoa; Chordata; Mammalia; Rodentia; Heteromyidae. The record is from RefSeq and is a predicted model, not a curated record. Gene Ontology annotation, molecular function: acetylesterase activity; monoacylglycerol lipase activity. Gene Ontology annotation, cellular component: sperm flagellum; sperm plasma membrane. The coding region runs from base 198 to 1475 and encodes 425 amino acids.